AUGCCCCACCAUCGCUCACCUCAUUUUCAUUUCCCGUCCCUGCCGUCCCCCGCCCUUGCCCACCUUCCUCACAAAUCUCCACCGACUCACCAUGACUACUGCCUUCGCCGCCGCCGCCCCUCUCUCUGCUGCGCGUCCAUCGACGGCCGCCUUCACUCCCUCGGUCUCCCGCCCUCUCCCUCGCCCGGCCGCCGCCACCGUCACCAUGCGUUCGCGUCGCGACCUCAAGAAGGAGAAGAGCCUGCGCAAUCUCGAGUUUGCCCGCGCCCAUCGAAAGCGCGUCAUCAAGCGUUACAAUCGCCGCGCGGCUCAGGAGGCCAUCAGCAACGAGGACAACGAGUACCUCUCCUCCAUCUACGGCACCAUGCGCUUCGGCUCGGACAACAACGAUAA
This is a messenger RNA of Chondrus crispus (carragheen), 393 nucleotides long. RefSeq lists its product as hypothetical. The transcript has a single exon. The record is from RefSeq and is a predicted model, not a curated record. Bases 1 to 393 code for a protein of 130 amino acids. Lineage: Eukaryota; Rhodophyta; Florideophyceae; Gigartinales; Gigartinaceae.